CCUGGUUUUUGAAGCAUAAGAUGGGGCUAGAAAAGGUUGAUUUCUUCGAAAAAUUUGCUCUUUAAUAUGCUACUAUACUGUUUUCUAAGUUUGCUUAUCUAAGGAAAAUCAAAUGCAGCAAAUUUAAUAGCGUAAAGUCGCUCUGACACUAAGAGUGAAGAGUACUUGUUCUUGUGGAGGCUCAUCCGUGAAUUAGAUGACUCUGUAGUCAACUUGCUCACUCUAGACAGGUAAACUGGCGGAAGAAAGUCUUCACGCGGAACUAUUCUAAUCUUGUGUACAUUAUAAAUAUAACGUUCGUUUUCGGAAUAAUUUCCAGUGUCGCAAUAAUAUAGCCACUUCACUUGACUAACAGGUGUCUAUGCUUGCUGUAUGGUCGAUGCCGUAAAUCCUGGUUUCUUGGUUAGGCCUAACUGUCCUGCCUGAGGAAAAGGACCUAGAUAUCUGAUCUGCAAAGAACGAAGUCUGUCUGUUCUGAAGAAAAUGGAUGUAGAACCUGCUCCUACUCAUGAUGAAAGCAAGUACAAUUGUUUGUCAAAUUUGUACAUUGAGAAGAAAAUUGGAAAGGGACAGUUUUCAGAAGUUUAUAGAGCCAAAUGCCUCAUUGAUAAUGAAACUGUAGCUUUGAAGAAAAUACAGAUUUUCCAGAUCAUGGAUCACAAGGCAAGAAAUGACUGCAUCAAAGAGAUAGAACUUCUAAAGUCCUUGAAUCAUCCAAAUGUCAUCAAAUGUCUAGCAUCUUUCAUAGAAAACAAUGAGUUAAAUAUUGUAUUGGAGCUAGCUGAUGCUGGAGAUUUGUCAAAGAUGAUAAAGCACUUCAAGAAAAACAAACGACUUAUCCCAGAAAAAACUAUAUGGAAAUACUUUGUACAGCUAACAGCUGCACUUGAACAUAUGCAUUCAAGAAGAGUGAUGCACAGAGAUAUCAAGCCAGCCAAUGUGUUUAUUACUGCAAAUGGUGUUGUUAAGUUAGGUGAUCUCGGAUUAGGAAGGUACUUCAGUUCAAAGACAACAGCUGCACAUUCAUUAGUUGGAACCCCAUACUAUAUGUCACCAGAAAGAAUUCAUGAGAAUGGCUAUAAUUUCAAGUCAGAUAUUUGGUCACUGGGUUGUCUGCUUUAUGAGAUGGCAGCACUGCAGUCUCCUUUCUAUGGAGAUAAAAUGAAUCUUUAUUCUCUAUGCCAAAAGAUUGAAAAAUGUGAAUAUCCUCCCCUUCCUGCCGAAUACUACUCUGAGGAGUUGCGGAGUUUGGUAGAGCUAUGCAUAAAUCCUGACCCAGACAAAAGACCUGACAUAUUUUACAUACACAGUGUUGCAAAGAAGAUGCAUGCUGUCAAAGUUUCAUAAACAAUGAUAGUAAACCUUUUAGUCAAAGGUCAGAGGCACUUACCUUAAUUCCAAUGGCUAAUUAACAAAACAAUAUUGUUUCUGAUAUGGCGACAAACCUUUGAAGAAACUUUCAAAGAUUUUCUUCUCCUUUUAGAUAGAAAUCCCAAAAUGCACUUAUUUGAUCAUGAGACACAGUAUUUUGAAAUAUUUUGCAGGGUGUAAAGUUUUAUUUAAUAUGCUACUAGUGUUAAUAGAAGUGUUUUUCAUCAUCUGACAUCAACUACAGUUGACUUGCAUCCAGGGGUGGCACCAGAAAUUUUCCAACAAAACAGCUGUCAAUCUACAAUUAAAAUACCUUUAUAAUACCAGGUUUUAAUAGCAAGCUUGGUUUUUUAUCUUUUGAGAGGGGAGAGGUGCUAGCAUUUUCCUAAUGCCACCCCUUCUUGCAUCAAGUCAUAAUUUCUUCAGGUAAAAAUUUGAAGAAAAAGAAACUACAACUUGUCAAACUUGAAAGGCAAGUGCAAUCAUAUUUAUAUUUGUUUCUUUAAAAACUGACAGAUUUUUCUGAAUUAUAAGCAAUCCAAUUCUUAUGUUGCCAUUGAUAAAUGGGCCAAUGUCAAAAGAGUUGAAGCACAGUCAACUUGACGAUUUUAUUGUGUGAAAAUGUCAAGCUCACCCCAUGAAUAAGUGUUUGCUUAUGCUGCCAUCUAUGAACCGAAUUGUGCUUUACUGGAUGUAAUAUCACCAAAUACCCUCUCCCUACCUUCAUCUUUUACAGCUCACAAAAUUGAUGUAUAUAUAUUUCCAUUAAAGAGUUUGCUAUAAGCAGACUUGCCCUUAGCAUUUAUAAUAUUGUUUUAUUGUGGAUAAUCAUUGCUUUGUUGGGCAGGACCCAAAGUUCGGCUUAUUUGUUAUUGAUAAUAUUCGCUUCCCGGUAAAGUUAACUCAUCUAGGCCUGUCUUCUUUAUUCAUUUCAUUCCAUGUUAAAUAAAAGUGAAAUCACUUGCACUGAAUGUAUCUAUAAUUUUCUGAUUGAACCAAUUUAAAUCAAUCUUUGGAAAGCUAGCUUAACAUUUAAUAUCUUGCAAAACCAAAUCAAGGGUUUUUUCUUAGUUAAAACAGUAUUUAGUUGUAUUGUAUUUCUGAAAAUAUUGUGUGCAUCCAGUUCAUUACUGUAACAUUUUAGUAUUUAAAAUAUAACUUGCUUUGUUACUAAAUGAUGUAAAGUAUCAACCUAGAAAAGAUACCUUUACGCAAAUUGAAAAACAAAGCAUGCAUUGGAAGUUAUGACCUAUUCAAAGACUCAUUUGAGUUUUCCCUCUUUUACUUUUUAACUUUUUCUUUUCAUUUUUAUUUAGAAAGACUAACUGUUUUUUUGUGCUAAAUCAGUUUGUUAUGUAUUCUUAGAAAAAGCAAAAUUGUAGACAUAUUCUCAGUAAGAAAAUUUUUGGUUGGUAUUCUGUCCUUCAUGCAGUCUAUUAUAAACAUGCUUUCUAACGUGGC
This is a messenger RNA of Rhopilema esculentum, 2832 nucleotides long. Its product is annotated as serine/threonine-protein kinase Nek7. Lineage: Eukaryota; Metazoa; Cnidaria; Scyphozoa; Rhizostomeae; Rhizostomatidae. Gene Ontology annotation, molecular function: ATP binding; protein serine/threonine kinase activity. Gene Ontology annotation, biological process: peptidyl-serine phosphorylation. The record is from RefSeq and is a predicted model, not a curated record.